AGACGUUUGGCCAAGCCAGACCCUAUUCGGCUUUCCCUAUUCAUCUGGUCAACCGGGGAGAUUCAGCCAAGCCUCAGAGCAGUCCUCAUCCUUUGGAUGUGUCUAAUUGCACUCUGCCUGGUUCUCCUUGUCCCCGCUUGCGGGUAUGUUUAGAUUAGGGUAGCGCUUUCUUCCUCUCCGAAAGUCAUUUUAUAGAUGCAAAAUCUAAGAAAUUGAGGAUCUUACCCAGCAAGAUCCAGUUCAUGGCGAGGAAGUCCAUAGUGACCCUGCCCUAGGAACAUUCAUCUUGGGAGGACAAGGUUCUAUCCUCUAGGUCUACCCGGAUUGGGUAUGUGACCAGAAGAGGUGGCCAAGCCAGACCCUACACGAGGUUUGCGCAGCUGAAGUGGUAAUGAGGAAGAGCAGAAAGCCACAUUUCAUUACUCACUCACUACGGAUCCAGCACAACUACAUGCUGGGAUUGCUAGGAAAAGCUUCGAAAUGGAGGAGAGAGAGCAAUGGCGGUUUUUUUUCUCUCUGCGUGUAAGAGGGGCAGUAAUUUCAUGACACCAAUGGAAGGGCAAUUUAGAAAAAUAUAUAUAUAUAUAAUAUACAGUAGAUGAAACAUGUCCACUAUGAAAUUCCAUUGAUUUAAAAAACUUGAUUUUGACUCUAUUAUUUUGUUCUUUGACCCACAAAAUUUUAUUGUUUUUUAAAUUAUCCUAAUUUUUUUUUCUAUAUUUUGAGACCAAACCAAACUCUCACAGCUAAGCCAAGCCUGGCAUUAACCAACGUCUUCUCUACAUAGAUUUACUCUCUUAAUAACAAUAAUUCAUGAAUUGCACUUUCCAGCAAGAAAUCUCGGGCUAAUUUCUUCAAAAAGUCCUAGAGGAGUUGGAAUCAAGAGAGAUAAUUGGGGAAGAUUACAUGGAGAAGAUUUCUGGAAAUCUCUGGUUACUAAUGGCUACGGUUGCAAAAAAACAUAGUACUUUUAUUUUUAUUUUUAUUCCAAACUAGUCAGAGAGUACUUGCUUUUUUUUGUUUUUACUUUUCCCUUCCCUUCUUUUCAAGUCAAAUUACAUUAAUUAGUCUAAUGACCAAACCGCGUGGAAAGAAAAUUGGGGUGUAUUUCUAGUAGAAAGUUUCCUCGGUCUUCUCUCCCGUCUCCUCUCUCCUUCCCCCUUCCAUUUUUCUCUCACACACACAUACUAUUCAUUCUUGGAACAUCACCAAGUUCAAUAUUCUCCAUUCCUCAUCGAGGAAGUCAAGUUUUUAAAUUAUUGAUUUUGCUUUCUAUAUUAAACUUUUCUCUUGAUAAGAUGGUUUUUAAAUUCUUAAUAUUCCGUCGAAAUAAUCACCCACCAGCAGUAGAGCCGCCCAAAAAUGUUGUCUCAGCAUCUGAAUCAGCCCUGUCGUCAGUCAAGGUCUACGGUUCCACUGUAUCAGGAGAGGUGAAAAAAGGAAGGAUUCUCAAUGGCGACUGCUAUUUGCAAGCCCUGGACAAAAUGCAACAACAGCUAAAGUCUGCAACGAUCUCAAAGGAUCAGAGCAAGGCCAACAACACGACUAAGAUCGCUAUAGCUAAGCUUGAAGACCGAUUUCGAGUCACGUUAGUCAGCCACACCAAUUCACCUGGUAUCAAACCAAGCAAGUCUUUCACAUGGUCGAGUUCCAGAACCGAUAGUUCUCUUAGCUAUGGUGAUUUUGAUUGUAUAGAGUUGAAUCCAAAGAAGAAGGAUGACCUCCACAAUAUUGCAGAGAGAAUGAACUCUGCCGGAUGUCUUGACAAGUGCGUCGACGUGUACAAGAGUGUAAGGAAGACUUCCCUGCAAGAGAGUUAUAGAAAAUUGGGCAUGCGGAAUGUAAGUAUCAAUGACAUCCGCAGUUUGGAUUGGGAAGCGUUGGAGGCGAACAUCAGACACUGGAUACUUGUUGCUAACAUCUGUGUUAGAAAACUUUUUGCAAGUGAGAAGACACUCUGUGAGCAUAUCUUUGGAGGUCUUGGAACUGCCAUAGAUGACGACUGUUUCUUGGAAGUGGUUAAAGAUCCUGUCAUUCAAUUACUUAACUCUGGUAAAGCUAUAAGCAUAUGCACAAGCAGCCCAUUAUGGCGCCCAGAGAAGCUGUUCAAAAUUUUAGACCUCCAUGAAGCGGUGUCAAAACUUUUCGAUGAUUUCAACAUCAUUUUUCAAUCCAAAUCAUUUGAAUCAAUCCGAAUUCAGGCUGCUGAGAUGCUGGUGCAGCUUAUUUUGGCUCCAAUAGAUAUUCUACCGCAAUUUGUAACUACCGUGCUUCAUGCGCAGUCACGUUUUCUGGAUUACAAUGGUAGCAUUAACAUCUUAACCAGGUAUGUUAUGAGCUAUAUUACUAAGGUAACUUGCUAUGAGGAAAAACUAAACAAUUUGAUUGUAUCAAGGCCAUCAAAGCUGAAAGCUAUCAGAAAUUCCAGUGCUGUGACAAUUCCAGAUUUGGAUUUUCCCAAACUUGAUGAGCGCACUCCGCUGGCAGUCCAUUUGAUUUGGAUCAUUGAAGUUUUACAAUUCAAAUUGGAGGAAAAGUCCAACUGCUUAGUGGAUGACUCUUUGGCUCAAUUAUUCUUGAUGAACAAUGUUCACUACAUUGUUCAAACAAUUGAAGAGUGGUCAAAAUUGAGAGAAAUAGUUGGGGACGAUUACUUGGAAAAGCUAACCAAAAGUGUGCAGAGGGCGGUGACUGGUUAUCAGAGAUCAACUUGGGACAGGAUCUUCCAUUGCUUUAGAGUUGAAGGAUUAUCAUCUAAGGUAUCGAAGAGUGCGUUGAAAGAGAGGUUGAAGAUCUUCAAUGCUAUGUUUGAAGAGGUUCAUCAGACUCAAGCAACAUGGGUGGUACCGGAUGUGUAUCUUCGAGAGGAGCUUCGUUUUUCCAUAUCAGAGUACUUGAUUCCGGCCUACAGGUCCUUUGUUGAGCUCUUCAAGAGACAUAUAAGUAGUGGAGGCCAGCAAAAGGAAUACAUUAAGUACUCGGUUAAGGAUCUUGACGCUGCAAUCUCAAAUUUCUUCGAGGGAAGCAUAGUACACUAGCAUCUGACAAGAUCUCAAGGAAGGAGUGGAAGAAUGAUAGUAACAAGCUCUCAAAAUCACUGCGGAUCAUCUAUCAAAACUGUCCGAGUAAUUGGGAAGAUCAACAUAGCUGGUCCAGAAUAGUUUCAGUCUGAAUGGUAUUGUUUCAUUCAUCAAACAAACAAAAAAAGGUAAUGAUUCUUCAAUAGAUUUUGAUGAGCUGACAUCAUGUUAAAGAUUCUAUGAGUCAUUUUUCUUUUAUAUUAUUUAUGUGACCUACUUAGAAUAGAGUAGCAUUGCUGAAAAAAAUUUAACAAACUCACUGAAUUGCAAUGAAGUGUCUUGUAUGCCUGCAUUGGUUCUUCUCCAUACCAGCUUUAUAGAUAUGUGGAAGGAAGGCAUGCCUUCAAUAUAUGUGUUUUGUGCAUGUGGAAUGUAACUAAAUUAUUACACUCGCAAUUUUUAGGGUUGCAGUUGAGCAAGAAGAGCUAAGCAUCUAUUGGAAGCCAAAACAUGAUUGUUUUACAUAGUUUUUAAGCUCGAUUGGAGCCAAAACAAUGAUUGUUUAAGUUAACACUGCUCGCCAAAUUCAAGCUUACCUUCGCUGAUCUCAAUAUUAUUAGU
Cornus florida is the source of this 3641-nucleotide messenger RNA. RefSeq names its product exocyst complex component EXO70A1-like. The transcript is spliced from 2 exons. The record is from RefSeq and is a predicted model, not a curated record. The coding region runs from base 1299 to 3038 and encodes 579 amino acids. Gene Ontology annotation, molecular function: phosphatidylinositol-4,5-bisphosphate binding. Gene Ontology annotation, cellular component: exocyst. Gene Ontology annotation, biological process: exocytosis. Lineage: Eukaryota; Viridiplantae; Streptophyta; Magnoliopsida; Cornales; Cornaceae.